ACGUCGUUAGUUCCACUCCGAUAUAACAAUUGUAAAUAUCAAGUACAUAAUAUACUUCGUUAUACAUAAAACCUGAGAAACCAGCUGAGGAAAAACCUAAUGAUAAAAUAUGUUGUCGGUCUCGUGGUGAAUCGUUUGACCUUAGUGAUUGAUUAACACUGUGCAACGAUGCUACUCAUCUCUGUCAGUGAUAGAACGUCAGAACCAGAUGCCUCACCGAGUAAUUCCGGAAACUUGUGGUUUUCAAUGUUAAAAAACGUUAUUUGAGAUCAAAAUCAUCCAGAGCCCUCAAAUUUGAAGGAAAAAAGUGGAAGGAUGGGGUCGAUAGCAUUGGAGGAGUAUGAGUUAAUGAAGGACUCGAAAUAUCGAGUUUACGUAUCAUCAGUAGACAAAGCCCUGAAGAACUUCGAGUACACGAGUGAAUGGGCGGACCUCAUAUCGGCCCUGGGAAAACUGAACAAAGUCCUCUUGAGUAAUUUAAAAUUCCCAGUGAUUCCUCGCCGAAUAAAGAUUUCAAAACGCCUGGCGCAGUGCAUGCAUCCAGCCCUCCCUUCGGGAGUCCAUCUGAAAGCCCUGGAGACGUACGAUGUAAUUUUUAAAUGUAUGGGAACAAAUCGUCUCUCUCAUGAGCUCUUCAUCUACAGUGCAGGACUCUUUCCUCUUCUGGGUCAUGCUGCUAUGAACGUUCGUCCAACUCUACUCACUGUUUAUGAAACACAUUUUGUUCCUCUGGGGGAACGUCUUCGUCCAGGACUCUCUGGUUUUCUCUCAGGUGUCCUUCCAGGACUGGAGGAAGGUUCCGACCACUUCGAUCGAACCAACUCUCUCCUGGAAAAGGUCUGUGAAGGAGUCGGUCCCCGGCAUUUUUACGCCUGCCUCUGGGACUGUCUGGCGUCCAACUCAGGGAUUCGCCUGCCAGCCAUUUCCUUCGUCCUCUCGCACUUCAACAAGAAACUCCCCAUGGAAGGGCAACUCUUCAUAAUGGGAACAAACUCCGACAUAAUGGUGUCAGCUCUGUGUGCAGGUGUUCAAGACAGUUCAGUCCUAGUUCAGCGUAGUGCCCUAGACCUUCUCCUGAUUGGUUUUCCCGUCCACAAUAGUCAGCUCAAUCACCACGAUAUGGUGACCCUUCUGACAUCAGCCCUCACGACAAUCCUGAGAAGAGAUAUGAGCCUGAAUCGAAGAUUGUUUGCCUGGUUGUUGGGAACUGAAGUCAGCAAUUCAAUCCUCAAGAAGAAGCUGGAACCCGAGGAGGCAGCAUCAGCGGCUUCGUACUUCGACACCUUCUCAAAGGAGAUGUUAAUCGAGGCGAUUAAAAACACCUUGAAACACGUCUGUGAGGAUCACCCCCUGGACUUGAAGCCCUACAGAAUUCUCGUGUCCCUUCUGGACAAGCCUGACAUUGGCCCUGUGAUUCUCGAUGACAUCCUCUACGAGGUCUUCAGGACCUUCUAUAACGCGUGCUCUCAAUCGUUGGCGAAACCCCUGAAGUCUCACGAAGUCGUGAAGUCUGCGAAUCUAUUGUUCUCGACACUGGAGCCUUCGUAUGUCUGGGUGCACUGUGGCUACCUCUUCGAUCAGGCUUGUGAUGCAAAAGAAAAAGAAUCACAAGUCCCUGAAGGUGAUGGAGUAAAGCCAGUGGCUUCAGGUAUGCCUGGACUCCUGGAGGUAUGUCAUUUGACUGAAUUUUUAUUGGAGACAGUUUCGGUGGAUGCAUUCAUAGACACCCCUUCUGAACACCUUCCAGAGAUGUUUCACGGGAUAAUAAAUAAAUUGUCGUCAAAAUUACACGUGUUCACGCCACAGGAGAUAGGUAGAAGUCUCUCCCUGUGUAGAAAGAUUUUGUCUAAAGUACAACCAAUCAUAACAGUUCCACAAUCAGAGAAACAAGAUGAAACGAAGCAGGAGUGCCAGACCACCCAGGACGCCUUAACCACUAUUCCCCUGGAGAAGAGUCAAUCAGACUCAAAAUUAAAUAAACAAAAGACUCCAUCUUUCCCUGAACGCACCCCGAGCCCUCGUCGACGAGCGAACUCUGGUGGUGCCCCAAAACGCGAAAAGAAAUCUCGUAAAAAGUCAAGUAAAAGUGUCUCGAAACUUAGUGAAAUGGGACCAGAGGACGUGACAAAUAUAUCUGUGAUCAUAACUGACGAAUCUAAAUUAAAAGCUGUGGACGAUUCGUCGAUUAGUUACGAAGAAGUAAAGCCAAAUGAUAUGGACACCUCCAUCACGAGGUCUCCAUCCCCAGGUCUCCACGCUCAGCACUCGAUGCUGGAAAAAUGUCUCAAGAUUUUUGAACAAUUUUACGUUAAACUCAUCAGCGAGAGAAUUCUUGGACAUGAGCGUAAGGUCUCCGAAAUGUUCGAGGAGUUGGUAGUUUCUACUCCAAAGGACUACGACGAGCGUUCACGACAUCUGGAGAGGAUCCUAUCAUCGAGGCUCGUUCAUGAAGACGACGAAAUUAUCUACAAGGAUUUAUCCCCAGUAGAUCUUGAGGAAGAACCAAAAUACAACUAUCAUUUGGUAUCGGUGGACCAAGACAGCUGGGAGGACAUCCUGAGGGUCUCCUCUUCGUUGUUAGUGGAGUUAUCAACCUUUCCAACGUACUAUGAGCCUGGAGAUGUUCUUCAGGAAGAAGAGCCCAUCAAUAUUCAGAGCCUCCCAGGAUGGCUACAGGUGCUUAUUGUGUGUGCUUGUUGGCUUGGAAAACAGCCUUCUCUUCAACUGAUCAGUAUAUCGACACUGCUGGACCUGAUAGCGCUGUCGGCAGCCCAGAGUGAUCUGUCCUCUCCCUCGACAUCAGGAGAAGGUGUUACCACAGUUAUAAUGGUUCCACUUCUCAAGAAAUGGCACAUUUCUUAUCUGAUUGACUACACGAAUGUUUUCCAGGCACUGGCUACCUCCCUCUGGCAUCAUCUGGGUGAGCUGCCAGCUCACAAAUAUCGUUUGAGAUGCGUCGAGCUCCUCCACGAGCUCCACAAUUCCAUUCACCAGACCUGUGAUGCUGUUGAGGAUGUCAUUGGUUCUGCCCUGACAUUCAACAGUCAAGAGAGGAAGAUAGAAGCGUUCAAAAGAUUCUCCACACUGUGGCACCUGGGACGAGAAAUCGAGAUCACCUCCAGACUGAGGAGAUCCUCGAAGAGCUUCGACAAAAGCCUCCUGAAGAUGCUGGAUAACCUUCAAUUGUCCGACAAUUCUCCCCUCAAACUUCACGCCCAGUCUUGGCUGCUGCACUCCCUCGUCCGUGGGGAUAUUGCCAGGGUCGUUGAUCCAGUCCUCAUGAUGCUCCUGGAUCCCUCCACCUCCCGGAUGAGUGUCCUUCACGUCAGCAUUCAACACAGCAAUACUGUCUUCACGAAGAACGACGUUGAGGAGAAAUCAGAGGUGCAGGACGAUUCUGAAGGGGCUGCGAAAAUCUACGCCAUAAGUUCAGUUGAUGGUAACGUCAUCUAUCACGUGUCAGACUCCAACGAGGACGACAAAAAAACGAAGAGAAGGAAGAAGAAGAAGGCUAUAAACCCAGUGAAAGUCAAGAGAAUAUUUGCCGUGACGACUCUAGCAAAUACAGACAAGGGAAAUCAGUACGUAACAGAGAGAAAUCAGUUCAUGAAGGAGUUGGAAGUGCCACCAAGCAUCUCCGAGAAUAAAAACAUCUCAGUUUUCGUGAAUCCCUUAUCAGUCAACUGCAAUACAAAUUCUCUUGACUCCCUCAACGACGAGGAGACUAAAAAAUCGGCGAUUCCAGUGGAGCUCUUCAAGAACGCCACGAGAUUCCGAAAACCCCUGGAGAACAGAUCCUCAGGUAGUUUCGACGAUAGCCUCUUUGAGACAGCGGGUUCCACCGCCAAAGGGCGAGAUAAGACAAAUCUGAAGAAAGUUUCAAAGGAGCUAGGAUCAUCCUUAGAUUCGAUAUCAAAUAGUUUGGAAUCGAAUAGUGUCGAUAGUGGCAAACAAAAAUCCAAAAAAGAACCCCUAGCUAUUCUCUCAGGAAGUGCGAGAGAGGUGGCUGGAACCCUUCUCAAGGGAAAAUACUUGAGUACAAAUGAAUUCUCAACGAAUUACGAUCUCCACGACUCGCUCUCGACAUAUGAAAACAACAUAGGUGUCCCCAGUUGGACGAUGGGCGAUGAGGACGGUGAACUUGACCUCAGCACCACUGCUGAGGAAUAUUUCUCCAACUCCAGUGGCAUAAGUGUUGUCGAGGAGGUCCUCAAUGAAGUGGUAGACAAAGUCUUGGAGAUGUGUGAGUAUGUGGAGCCGACGAAAGCCUCCGACGAAUCCGUUCAACUGGACAAUGGACUCCGCCGUGCGUCUGGUGUUGGUGUUCACAAUCUUCACUCCCACAUGCUUCUUUACUGUGGCGUAUACGACUCAACGAGGACCCUCUAUGCUUUGAGAACAUUGCGAAGUGAAUUGGUGACCAACACCCGAAUGUUUCUCUUCGCAUCUGCAACGACAGGCAUAUCUAAUGCUUCAAAAGCAACACCCUUGCUGAAUCUCUUGGCGCGACACAGGAAGAGUGUACUAGGUAGGGGAUUCUACGGAGAUGUGGCAAGUACAAAGUUCCUCGCGUCUUACCGAAGCUCAAUGUACCUGGAGGUCCUGAUAAUUGUCUGUCUUUAUCUAAUACGAAGUUACUACCCUAAUCUUGGACAGAUGCGACUCACUCAGGAAGAAAUAGCGGGAAAUCGUCAGGUGCAACUUGCAAGUGCUGAACUCUUGACAUUGAUAUUCUCCGAGUUGAUAUCAAUCGUCCGAGAAUCGGGGAAAGGUUUCAGCUGUUACAUAAUCGAUCUCCUGACAAAAUGCAAGGUCCAAAAGAUAGCCCUGCACUGCCUAGUCUCCUCCGUCCUUAACAUGAAGAACACCCAGAAGGAGAAUGAUGAGCUCUUCACCUUCACCGAGGAGAUCGUCAUGUUCAAUGAUCCUGUCUCAGAGACAGACAUCAACAAGUGUAAAUUCCGAAGUUCUGAUCACACAGAAGCCUUUCAGAUUCAGCUGUUGAGACUAGUCCUGAGUCUGACAAUGCUGGAGCACCAGUGCACAGCGCAGAAGGGAGACGAUGUAUCCCAAACACCGCAGGCCCCCUCAACCCCGACUAAAUCAGUCCCAAAUUUAUCCGGGAGUGCAUUAGAGUACGUUCCAGGAGCUCCUAUUCCCCAACAACCGAUGUUUCUCGCCAGCAUCCUGAGUGCCUUGCAGCUAGAUCACAUGAGGCAUCUCCACCAGCACUGGACCAAUUCAGUUACCUCCAGUCUUCCCUACAUGGGAGCAUCUCUGACUCAAGUUGUAACAUCAGUAAUUCAUCAGUUGUGCUGCAAUAUUGAGCAUCUAGCGUCCUACUACGUUCCUCAGGAGGGCAUUCCAGGGGGUAAACUGAGUGAUCUGAGUUCGGUUGAGUGUUGUCUACCAGCGGACUACACAGUAACACAUCUUGAGGCUCUGACCUUCCUCUUGCAAUACUGCCUUCUCGACAGUUCCCAACAAAUAAGCUUCUCCUUCAAUCCACCCUUCAGUGGUGCUCUUCAAGCUGGCGUACCUGGUGCCAAUCCCAGCCAGAUAUUCAACAACCUCAUCCACGUAUUCACACCAACUCCACUCGGCAACGAUUCCAAUUCAAAGGACAAACCGAGUGAGCAGCACUUGCACGCAAGAAGAACAGCUCUUAGUCAUCUUCCCAGGAUAAUCGCAUCAUUGGCUGCCCUGUGGCAGGCAGUCCUGGCAACUAAAGACAACGAACAGGCUAGCUGUGUCGUAGGUAGUCCUAGGGUGGUCAAGCAUCAGUUACUGGAACUCCUAUCCCCAAUCUCCUUUCACCACGGUGGCAACUUUCUCGCAGCUAUCGCUGUCGCUUGGCACGAGAGGAGGGGACCGAGUUCCAAUGGUAAGAGAGUUCUCCCUGAAGCCUGUCCCAAUCAACAAGUCAUGGUGGACCUUGUCAGCGCCAUUAGAGUCAUGCCGAUUGACACUCUAGUCCAGACUGUCAAUCAAGUGAUAAAAACACAGCCUCCAAUCCACGGUGUUAAGCAAGACUUCUCCCUAGAGGUUUCUGUCCUCGAACUCCUGUACGUCUACAUGCAGAGUAAUUCCAAUCAGUCAUUGUCAGAGUCCUGGGGGUCUCUCCUUGGGCUUCUCAAGGACGGUUUAUCCCUGACUGCACCUGCCCAAUUUCUCCUCCUAGCCAUUUUGAAUGAGUACAUUCAGAAAUGUCCACCGAUGCAUGAGAAGAAGGACAUUAGAGAGCUGCAGGACAUAUCAGCUAAACUUGUGGAAUCUUGCUCGCAGAUAGCUGGGGCUUGUCUGGAACAGACAACCUGGUUGCGACGAAACCUCGCUGUCCGAGAGGAUGUACAUGAUGACGGAAACUCUGAGGGCAGUACUGUACCUGGAACUCCACCGAAUUCCGCCUUCAGUGUCCAAGCACAAGGGGUUCUAGCUGAAAUUCUAGCUCCUCUUCUCGACGUGAGUUACGGAUCGCAGGAGAAGGAGCGUGUGGUGACGUUGCUGACCAAUUUGAUGUACAAUGUAACCCCUUAUCUGAAGAAUCACACCAUUAAAAACAUAUCCUCCUUCAUCGCGUGCUCUCAACUUCUUAGUUCUCUAUCCGGUUAUCAGUACACGAGAAAAGCCUGGAGAAAAGAUGUUCUCGAUCUUCUCCUAGAUCCCGCAUUCUUCCAGAUGACAGCCGCCUGUUUACCGUACUGGAGGACCAUCAUUGACAAUCUCAUGACUCAUGACAACACAACAUUCAGGGACUUGAUGAAUCGAGUGUCCAUUGCUCAGGGUGGAGGAAUCAGUAUAUUUUCGUCAAAGGAACAGGAGUACGAGCAAAGAGCGCAACUACUCAAGAGACUGGCAUUUGUCAUACUCUGCAGUGAAACUGAUCAGUAUCACAAGUACAUGCCGGAUAUCCAGGAGAGGCUGGCAGAUAGUCUGCGACUGCCUCAGGUUGUUCCUUCGAUUCAGGCACAGGUUUUUCUGUGCUUCAGGGUUCUUCUCUUGAGAAUGUCCCCAUCUCACGCGACUUCCCUAUGGCCGGUCAUUGUCAGCGAACUCGUGCAAGUUUUGUUGCAUAUUGAGGAGCAGCUGAACACGGACAGCGAGGAGUUCAGUCGUCAGAGCAGUUCUCAUAUUAAACUGCUGUCAGCGUUGGACUCCUCGUGGGCUAUCAAUGCCAACAACGGCCUCCAGGCCCAUGGGCACCCACACUGGUUGCAAUUGCAGUUGGCAGCUGCCAAAUUACUGGAUCUGGCACUUCUACUGCCAGCCCACAAGCUUCCACAAUUCCAAAUGUAUCGGUGGGCGUUUGUGGGCGAUGCAGCUGUUGGCAAAGCAGAAAACAACAAUCUAUCGUCAGACUUUGUACCGCAUAUUACAAGAAUAGCAAAAUUAAUGGAUUUGAAGUUUAACGAAACCCCACCAGUGAAGGUGACCCCAGGCGAACUGAUCCUGACAUCGAAUCGCAUACGUUCCCUCCAAGACCUUCACUUUUUUUUCUCAACCUUAAGUUGUCGAUCCACCGACUCGGAUGCACCACUUAAUAUAACGCAACUGGAAACUGUAAUCGAGCAGGACUUUCUCGAGCAGAUGCCAACAGUUCCAGUCAGAUAAUAGGAGAGAAAUAAUUCCACUGACCGUACAUUUGUAUAAAAAAAAAUUGAUCAAAUACGAUGACAUGCUGGUAAUGUUCAGUCGUUAACGGAUCAACAAUAAUCGAUAAUAAUUAUUUUAUCAUGGAUAAAUUGUGAUGAAUAGAAUUUAUUUCGCUGUAAUUAACCAAUGAUGGUGCCAUCGUAUCUUUUGCUACGCCACUCGGUUAUCUGACACACGUAUUUAUUCGUAAUGAUCUUUGUAACUAUGCAAAUUGGUAAUUAUAAGGUAAUAUUGAAGGAAAAAGUGUGGAAAAAUAUUUACUGCAAUUACGUAAAGCUUUUCACUUGUCUCCUCAUUCGGUUGUGAAUAGGUAUUUGAUGAUGGAUGAUUCAUUGAGGUUUAAACCUCAUUGAAUUAUUAUGGGAGAUUUUUUUUUCGCGGGAAAAGAUAUUGUAUUAAUAUUCAAGAAAAUUGUGGCUUUUGUUUGCCAUUUCACUAUAAAAAAUUCAGGAAAAUCGAGCAAUUUUUCACUGACGUCACAAAGAAUGUCACAAGUCAUUUCUGUACAAAAUUUUAUGAGUUGGGAUGGAAUAAAUUCAAUGAUUUCAAUUUUCCUGCAAUAAAUCCAUUGAUAUAAAUAAAUGAAAUCUUUAAAUAGCAAAAUAAUUAAAUUUUUCCCGUGCAAAUUAAUUGCCCCAACGCGGCGUGAUGAUAAUACAGAAGUCUAUAUAUAACACUCGAAAUAUAUAUAUUAAUUAUCGUCGUCAAUAAUGUAUAACAUUUUGUAUACAUGUGCACCUGUCAAUUCAUGUAAAUUACUGUUCUCUUUCGUUCCGAUAAUGUAAUUUUUUUAUUGAAAUUGGAGAUUGUAAUCGCGGAGUAAUUGAUUAUUUUUCUACACGUAAGUUAAUGCAAGGGAAUGGAAUAUGUGAGGCGCAUAUCUGAUUUUUUAGGGAAUUAAUUUAUUAAUUGUGCAGUGAAGUGAUUAAACGUUAUGAAUGGAAAAAUUAAAUAGAUCUCAUUCGAUCCACAAUAUGUCCAGAACGAAUAGAGUGAUUUGAAUGAGACAAGUCUCAUUUUAAAGUUUGAAGAAACAUCUUAAGAAUAAAUAAAAAAAUGGAACCGUUAUCUGCACCUGCGUUAUGAAAAUAUUUCUAAUAUAAAAUAAAAAGUUUUUCCACUUCAUUGCAAAAUUUUUUUAGUCAAUUAUAUAACGCAUCCUUAUGCUGUCUUGCCCCACUUCUAAAGACUGAGGGGUCUGAACGCUAGUGGAAAUUAAUAUUACACACGCGUAAAGAUGCAUAAUAAAUAAUUAUUAUUAUUUAAUAUAUUAAAAAGCGCAUGUACGCAAGAGUCUGUAAAAUAGUAUCCGACGCUUCCUUUGUAUAAAAAAAUUACCAUUAAUUAAGUAGAAGUGAUUUGUUAUAAUGUAUAUGUGGAGAGAACGAAAAGUGCAUUAAUAUAAAAAUUAUUUAGAUAUAAUUGAUUAAUCUCGUACGAAAAAUUAGUUGAGAAUAAAGGAGAAAAGUAGUUUCUUGAUCAUAGAA
Diachasmimorpha longicaudata is the source of this 9140-nucleotide messenger RNA. RefSeq names its product protein dopey-1 homolog. The transcript is spliced from 7 exons. Lineage: Eukaryota; Metazoa; Arthropoda; Insecta; Hymenoptera; Braconidae. The record is from RefSeq and is a predicted model, not a curated record. Gene Ontology annotation, biological process: Golgi to endosome transport. The coding region runs from base 316 to 7611 and encodes 2431 amino acids. Gene Ontology annotation, cellular component: endosome; trans-Golgi network.